This is a messenger RNA of Trichogramma pretiosum, 1887 nucleotides long. Its product is annotated as sucrose-6-phosphate hydrolase-like. Gene Ontology annotation, biological process: carbohydrate metabolic process. Gene Ontology annotation, cellular component: cytoplasm. The record is from RefSeq and is a predicted model, not a curated record. NCBI's taxonomy places the organism in Eukaryota, Metazoa, Arthropoda, Insecta, Hymenoptera, Trichogrammatidae. Gene Ontology annotation, molecular function: beta-fructofuranosidase activity. Bases 276 to 1787 code for a protein of 503 amino acids. The transcript has 3 exons.
UACCUUCAUUUAUAUAAACUGAUGGAAAAAUAUUAAUUGUUUCGUCGUAAAACAAACAGAAAUAUAGUAGAUUUGCAUGUACUGACAAGGAAAAUUAUUCCUAUUCACGCGAAUUGGUUGAAAGAAAAUUAAUUAUAUUUAUUAAAAAAUCAAUAGAAGUGUUGUUGACGUACACUUGCAGACAAGUUUUUCAACGCAGUUAAAGUGCAUGAAAAAUACUAUUCUACUCACUAUUAUAGAAUAAUUCAACUGUGCACUUGCUAGGAAGAAGCAGGAUGUCUUGGAGCAAACACGUCGCAGUUAGCGGACUCUUACUUUUGGCGCUGCUGCUCGAAGCGUCCAAGUCGCAGCCGACAAAAGCCCCGUACUCCUGGUAUCCGAAAUACCAUCUGGCCUCGGUGAAGGGCUGGAUGAACGAUCCGAACGGCCUGAUCUACCACAAGGGCUACUAUCACGCCUUCUGGCAGCAUUACCCGGACGCGCCGAGCUGGGGCCUGAUGCACUGGGGCCACGCGCGCAGCCGCGACAUGCUCAACUGGGAGCAUUUGCCGAUCGCCCUGGCGCCCUCGCUCCCGGACGACAUCGACGGCAUCUUCUCGGGCUCGGCGAUCGUCAAGGACGACAAGCUGCACCUCAUGUACACCGGGGUGAGCCUCGACAACAAGCGCCAGAGGCAGAUGCUGGCCGUCUCGGACAGCGAGGAGGACGACCGGUUCCGCAAGCUCGGCACGGUCAUCGUGCGCGACGGCAGCGAGCUGAAUUUCCGCGAUCCCAAGGUCUGGCAGGAGGCCGACGGCACCUAUUGGGUCAUCGUAGGCACCCAAACGCCCGACGGCCGUGGCGAGGUGCUGCUCUACAAUUCGACCGAUCUGAUGAGCUGGACCUACGAUCGGGUCUUGGCCAGGUCCGAGAAAAAGUACGGAUUCAUGUGGGAGUGCCCGGACAUGAUAAGCCUGAACGGCAAGCGUCUCCUGCUGGUCAAUCCGCAGGGUAUGGAGCCGGCCGGCUACGAUUACCAGAAUCUCUACCAGACCGGAUACUUCGUGGGCGAGUGGCAUCCCGGCAGCGACUACAAGAUCGAGCGCGAGUUCCGCGAGAUCGAUCACGGCCACGACUUUUACGCCGCGCAAACCUUCCUGGCGGCCGACGGCCGAAGGAUCCUCAUCGGCUGGCUGGACAUGUGGGAGUCCGAGUUCGCGGAGAAACGCGAGGGCUGGGCUGGACAGUUUUCGCUACCAAGGGAGCUCACUUUGAACGACGCCGGUGAUCUGGAGAUCAGGCCCAUCAAAGAAGUCAAGGAAGCUCGCAAGAAGCGUAAAGCUGCAACCCUCGAAUCCAGCGAGCCUGCCAAGUCGUCGGAACAAGCUGAUGCAGCAGGCGAACGGGUGUUUCUCAGCGGCGAGCAGUUGAAUCGAAACGAGAUCGUCGUUGACUUCAACUUGAAGGAGACGACUUGCGAGGAAUUCGGCAUCCAGCUCAAGGGCAACGACGAGCAAUUCGAGGGAGUCAAGAUCUACGUAGAUCGCGAGAAAAGCCGAUUGUUCCUCGAACGAUUUUAUCCCAAAUACAAUAUUGAACGAUCCUCCAGAAGUGUACCGAUCGAUUUGUCCAAGCCUGAAUUAUCCUUGGAUAUUUUCAUUGACAGCUCGUCUAUUGAGGUUUUCGUAAAUGAUGGACAGGCAGUGAUGAGCAGCAGAAUUUAUCCAAAUGAAGACCAGAGACAAUUCAGUAUGUAUGGAACCAAAGGAUCACUCAUCUUAAAGGAAUUUAAUGUUUAUGAUUUGUAAUAUGAUACCAAAUUACUAAUAUUUAGAAAAAUUAGAAAAAAUUAUUUUGUAUGGGAGCGUAGUAAAAAUAUUUUAUAGUAUAAAUAGCCAUUUACUGAAA